Molecule: messenger RNA, 862 nt
Organism: Salvelinus namaycush (lake trout)
Lineage: Eukaryota; Metazoa; Chordata; Actinopteri; Salmoniformes; Salmonidae
Product: histone-lysine N-methyltransferase set-1-like
Exons: 5
Coding region: 288-785 (165 amino acids)
Molecular function (GO): protein binding
Source: RefSeq, a predicted model, not a curated record
AUAUCAACAUCAGUCAUGUCGAUUGUAUAGGAUUCCAGCGCCUUGACAGAUGCACACACACCACUGUGGUGACACGUCCCCUAUAUGACUAUCUCUGUCCCCACGUUGUGAUUGCCCCUCCCCCACUCCACUUUACCGCGCAGAGCCAGAGAGGGAAAAUCACUUUCAUCUGGAGAAGCUCGUCCGUUAACACGGGGCGGCCCAUCUGCAGGUCCCCGCUGUUCCUAAAAGAAAGAUUAAGGAUUUGAGUUGGCCUGACGGAGAGAUCUUCCAGGCGGCUCCGGCCCAUGGAGGAUGCAGAGCAUCACAUCAGAUCAAACAUUGAUAAACCAGUACUUUACCAGCGUUUUAUCAAUAUCUUUAAAGGACGGGGAGUUUUUGCCACUGAAUUCAUAUCCAAAGGAGACUUUGUUGUGGAGUACCGAGGUGAACUGCUUACACAACAGGAGGGCGAGGUCCGAGCUGAUCAGUACAAUGAUUCUGCAAAGGUGUUUCUUUUCCAUUUCCAAUGGAAAGGAAGAACAUGGUGCAUUGAUGCAUCUGAAGAAGACUCCUCCCUUGGGAGACUCGUUAAUGAUGAUCACAAAAGACACAAUCUCAAAAUGAAGGCCAUACAAGCAAACGAUGAGCCACACUUGUGCCUCUUCGCGACUCGAGAUAUUGUAGCUGGCGAAGAGUUGACUUAUAGUUACGGUGAUUCAGACUGGCCAUGGAGAACACAGGUCAUCAAAACUGAAUUGUCGUCCAGCCCAAAACCUAUGGUAAGAACUUUACUAAAGUCAUAGAUCAAUAUGAGUUUAUUUUUUUCUAUUAUCACAUUUACUAUUUCACUUUCACAAAUACACAUUUAUAGUCUAACAUC